AUGAAUAAAAAUCAUUGUCCUCUGGAGGUGGACCCAUCUUACCCAGACUUGGUCAUCAAUGUGGGAGCAGUAACUCUUGGUGAAGAAAACAGAAAUGACCUACAGAAAAAUCAGAGAGUGCAAGAGAAGGAGAAAGUCAUACAAGCUGCGUGUGCUUUAUUAAACUCAGGCGGAGGAGUGAUUCUGGUGGAAAUGGCAAAAAAAGAAGAACGUUCCAUGGAGAUGGGACUGGAUUUAGAACAGGCUUUGAGAGAACUUAUUCAGUCUACAGAUUUGCAUGAUUUUUUUGAGACAGUGCAAAAAGGGACAAGGUUUUACAUUUUUGUUAAAUCUUGGAGCAAUGAUAUUUGCACCACAGACCAUUUGGUUAAGCCCCGUAUUUGCAGCCUGAGUUCUUCAUUAUACAGACGAUCUGGCACCUCUGUGUGUUGCUUGAAUUCAAGAGAAGCAUUAAGCCUCCUAACCAAGAAAAAGGAUGUAAAACGUAGUCCAAUUAAUGAAAACUCUCCCAGCACUGAACAUUUGAUUUUUGAACAACAUCCUGCUAGUCAAGUUUUCCAAAUAGACCGUUUUAAAUAUGGUUAUGUCCUGCCUUUUCCUGAGUCCGAAUUAGUAGAAUUUAAACAAUUCUCUACAAAAAGCAUCGCAGAAUACCUGAAAAAGAGAAUUCCAGAGUAUGUCCCUGCAUUUGCAAACACCAGGGGAGGUUAUCUUUUUAUUGGAGUGGAAAAUAAUACUAGGAAAGUCCUGGGAUGUGCUAAGGAAAAUGUUGACUGUGAGUCUUUGAUAGGUGAAAUAGAAGUAGCCAUUUCCAAGCUGCCCGUUUUCCAUUUUUGCUCUUCACAACAUCGGAUUGAUCAUUAUUUUGAGAUCAGAUUUGCGAAAGUGUUUCAGCAAGAAAGUCUCUACGGCUAUCUCUGUAUGAUCAAAGUGAAGCCAUCCUGCUGUGUGGUGUUCUCCGACACUCCCAGUUCUUGGGUGGUGAAGGAUAAGAGAGUCUGUAAGCUAACAGUAAAGGACUGGGUGGACAAGAUGGUGGACACAGACCCAAAGUUGCUUGAAGCUUUUGAAUGUCAACUGAGUAUAUCCGCCAGCCCUCCAAAAUGUAGACCAGUGUUUUCGAAGAAAGGUCUUGAACAUAAAAAGGAUCUCCAACAAUGUUUAUUUCCAGUGUCAUCAGGACAUCUGCAAUAUACUCCCGAAUCCCUCUGGAAGGAGUUGUGCUUAGAGCAUGAAGGACUAGAAAAAUUAAUAAAUAGACAAGUGCAACGUUUCUCCUGGGGAAUUUUGAUCCUUUCUAGAAGCUGGGCUGUGGACUUGAACUUGCAAGAGAAGGAGGGAGUCAUUUGUGAUGCUCUGUUGAUAGCACCAAACAGCCCCCCAAUUCUCUACACCAUUUUGCGGGAGAAGGUAACAAAGAAAUGCACAGACACUGCCUUUACUUUGAAGCAGAAGCUGGUAAACUUGGGAGGCUACCUCGGGAAGCUGUGCAUCAAAUCCGAAGUCUUCCACCUGGAUCCUGAGGGCAAUGCAGAGCACUUGGGAGACUCAAGUUCUUCCAUUGACUACCCUGAGUCCUAUAAACUGGCAGACACCCAGCAAAUGGAAGCCUUGCUGCAGUCCCUCGUGAUUGUCUUGCUUGGCUUUACGUCAUUCUUGAGUGAUGAGCUCGGUUGUGAGGUCUUAAAUCUGCUCACACACCAACAGUAUGAGAUCUUGUCAAAAAACCUCCACAAGACCAAAGAAUUGUUUGUCCACGGCUUACCUGGUUCGGGGAAGACCAUCAUGGCCAUGAAGAUCAUGGAGAAGAUCAGAAAUGUGUUUCACUGUGAGACAAAGAAAAUUCUCUACAUUUGUGAGACCCAACCUCUGAGGGAUUUUAUCAGCCACAAAAAUAUCUGCCAGGCAGUGACCCGGAAAACAUUCAUGAAAUAUAACUUUGAUGAUAUUCUGCACAUCAUUAUUGAUGAAGCCCAGAAUUUCCGUACUGAAGAUGGGGAGUGGUAUAAUAAGGCAAAAACCAUCACUCGGAGAGAAAAGGAUUGCCCAGGAAUUCUCUGGAUCUUUCUGGACUACUUCCAGACCACUCACAUGCACUACAGUGGCCUUCCUGCUCUCUCCUAUCAGAACUCAAGAGAAGAGCUCACCAGAAUGGUCCGCAAUGCGGAUCCAAUAGCCCAUUACCUAUGGCAAAACAUUGAGGUGAUCAGAAAAAACCCCCCACCUAGCAUCCCCCGUGGAUCACUGGAGAUGCUCAGUGAAGCUACGUGGGCUCAGGAUGUUUCAGGCAAUGUUAAGCACAGGACCUUCUCGGACGUAGAAAAGAUGAUGGUCUAUGUCGCAGAGCGGUGCCAGCAUUUCUUCAAGAAUGGUUAUUCCCCCAGGCAUAUUGCUGUGCUUCUCAACAAAGCAGAGGUAGUGGAAGAAUAUAAGGAAAAGCUUGUAAGAGCAAUGAGAAGAAGCAGGCAUCAGCUGGAUGAGGACGCUCAUGUGUUGGUACAGAUCAAGGAUGCCUUACAUAUCACAGACAAUUGUAUUGUGUUGGACAGUGUUCGGAGGUUUUCAGGUCUGGAAAGAAACAUUGUGUUUGGGAUCAACCCAAGGCCAAUUGAGCAAGCUAUUUUCCACAAUCUUCUGCUCUGUCUGGCUUCCAGGGCAAAGAAACAUCUGUAUCUUUUAACUGAUGAUGGGAAGAUCUCAAACUAG
This is a messenger RNA of Condylura cristata (star-nosed mole), 2706 nucleotides long. Its product is annotated as schlafen family member 13. NCBI's taxonomy places the organism in Eukaryota, Metazoa, Chordata, Mammalia, Eulipotyphla, Talpidae. Gene Ontology annotation, molecular function: tRNA binding. Gene Ontology annotation, biological process: defense response to virus. Bases 1 to 2706 code for a protein of 901 amino acids. The record is from RefSeq and is a predicted model, not a curated record. The transcript has 4 exons.